CUGUUCUCAAGACUCUCAAGCAAUCUCUAUCCCUCUUUCUUCUUUUUCGCUAAACCGCUCGCUCGCUGGAUCGCUUCACCAUGGACGUGGGCGUGCAUUGUCCGCUCUCUUCAUGUCUCACCUUGACAUUUCUGCCCAUUUCGUGUCCUUACUGUCGCAAAAAGUUCUGCGAGUCGCACUUCUUGCCAUCGCAACACGCCUGCUCAGCUCCUGGAUCCUCUUCCAAGCAUCUCAGCGACUCUGAGCUGGUCCGGCUCGUGGCUAGGGCGAACCCGGGAACGGAUAGGACGCCUUGUCAAUCGAAGGGAUGCAAAGGGAAGAGCUUGCAGGUUGGCAAGCAGGGGAUGGGUAUUAGCGUAGCGGAGGGAAGCAGCGCGGGAGUUAGCCAUGCUGCGCCGAGGUGCGAAAGAUGCGGAGGUCUCUUCUGCAUGAAACAUCGAUCGGCCAUCUCUCACAAGUGCACAGUACUAGCUCCAAUCACCGAGGGAAAGGCGCGCCUGCAAGCAGCGGACGAACGCAAAAGAAGAGCGCAAGAGAUUUUGGCCAAGAACUUCCCAGGCCGGUCGACGGGUGCAAGUGUCAAGAGCGGCGGGCCGGCAUUCAAGGCACAGGCCGCAGUGGUGACAUCAGAAGGAGUGCCGAUGGGCAAAGACACGCCGUCAUCAAGCCAAUCUGGGGGUUCACAAGCAGGGCUUGGAAAGGACGUCAGUGAGGAGCAGUUGCAGUCUCUCGAAACUGGUAUCACGCCGACGGAGCCUGGAGAAGACGGUGCACACUUUCCUCAGAGAUAAGCUCGCAAGUGAUGGCUAGUAGAGGCAUCUAUUUGGCACCGAGACCACCUUGCGCUUUGUUCAAGACGAACGCUGCUCGUGGUGUGGAUCGAUUUUACUC
Ceraceosorus guamensis is the source of this 891-nucleotide messenger RNA. RefSeq lists its product as hypothetical. Gene Ontology annotation, molecular function: zinc ion binding. The transcript has 2 exons. The record is from RefSeq and is a predicted model, not a curated record. Bases 81 to 791 code for a protein of 236 amino acids. Gene Ontology annotation, cellular component: cytoplasm. Lineage: Eukaryota; Fungi; Basidiomycota; Exobasidiomycetes; Ceraceosorales; Ceraceosoraceae.